AUGUGCAUCAUCUGUGAUGACCUGACAUUUGAUAAAAGAUGGAGUGCAGAGCGCCAUAUACUGGAAAGGCACAGUGACUUCGGGUGGAAGUGCCCGGAGUGUAAAAAGCUGUUUCCCAGGAGGACUAUCACUCAUGGUUGCCAGGUGUCGGAGAGAGAAAUGAUAUGUUUCGACAACAAAACAGGUCAACGGGGGAGAGAAGCAGAAGUAGCGUUGGAAAAGUUUAAGAGAGAAGAGUUAGCCACUAAAAUGAAAUUAGUUAAUGAGGAGGGAAAAGAGCUGCAGAUUCCAAUAAGAAGGAACUACGCUGCUUCUGAAAGAAGCUUUGCCCCUUCAGAGAGGAGCUAUGCUCCAUCAGAAAAAUGUUCAGUGAGGACAAACGUGUCAAAGAAAGAGGAUGCCCGAGAUGUGUUAGACAAAAAGAGGAAAGGUGAAGACAAAGAGAACAUGCAACCUAAAACAAAGAAAGUAAAGAAAAUUGAGACCAGGGAGGAAAAGUUGGAAAAGAUAAAAUCUGUCCUUAAGGAUCUCUCCAGUGAGAUCGGAGAAGACCUUAGUGUUAGUGUGGAGACUGGAGAUGCAAACACUCCAGAGAUUGAGUUGACCGUCACAGAGAAGGAGGUGAAGACAUUAGAAAAAUCAGAAGGGAAGGCAUCAGUGAAGAACUCUAGUUCUAGUUCAUCAUCAUCCUCAUCUAGUUCCUCAUCCUCAUCCUCAGCGUCACUAGUAAAAUCAAAAACAGAAAGGGAACCAGCAGUUGAAACGACAGAAGAUAGUUCAGUGAGGAGCGUCGUUUUGACUCCAAACACUGAGGCAAUCGACGCCUACCUCCAAGAAUUACAAGAAUGCCAAGAGAACAUGCUCAUUUUAAAUGUAGGAGGCACUAAAUUUGAAACCAGCAAGCCAACUAUGAGAGCUGAUCCAUCAUCAGUAUUCGCUCUUAUGCUUAAUCCCAAUAGUGCUUUUCGCCCUUGCAAAAAUGUCUAUAGUUUUGACAGGGAUCCAGCCCAUUUCAAGAUCAUCCUCAACUAUCUAAGGAACAAUUGUACCGUGGAGAAAAGAUACCUCCCAAGAGAACACCACUAUCUCAAUGAGCUUGCACAAGAAGCUAAGUUUUAUAAACUGUUUGGACUAAAAGCUAUUGUAGAGGAAAGGUUAAAUGACCUUUGUGCUUGUCGGUUUACUACCUGUUAA
Messenger RNA from Mytilus trossulus (common blue mussel), 1194 nucleotides. RefSeq lists its product as uncharacterized. The coding region runs from base 1 to 1194 and encodes 397 amino acids. Gene Ontology annotation, biological process: protein homooligomerization. The record is from RefSeq and is a predicted model, not a curated record. NCBI's taxonomy places the organism in Eukaryota, Metazoa, Mollusca, Bivalvia, Mytilida, Mytilidae. Gene Ontology annotation, molecular function: protein binding. The transcript has a single exon.